Molecule: messenger RNA, 2297 nt
Organism: Callorhinchus milii (elephant shark)
Lineage: Eukaryota; Metazoa; Chordata; Chondrichthyes; Chimaeriformes; Callorhinchidae
Gene: slc35e1
Product: solute carrier family 35 member E1
Exons: 6
Coding region: 7-1161 (384 amino acids)
Cellular component (GO): Golgi apparatus
Molecular function (GO): antiporter activity
Source: RefSeq, a predicted model, not a curated record
CACAAGAUGGCGGAGCGGCGGCCGUCGCUGGUGCGGGACGGGGCGCGGGUGGGCAUCCUCUGCCUGUGCUGGUACACGGUCAGCUCCGGCGGCAACGUGGUCAACAAGGUCAUCCUCAACAGCUUCCCCUACCCCGUCACCGUGUCGCUCUUCCACAUCCUGUCCAUCUGCACCUUCAUGCCGCCGCUGACCCGCGCCUGGAACAUCCCCUCGGCCGGAGAGCUGCCGCCUCAGUACUUUCUCCGCGUCAUCCUCCCGCUCGCCUUCGGCAAGUACUUCGCCUCCGUGUCGGCCCACGUCAGCAUCUGGAAAGUGCCCGUGUCCUAUGCCCACACAGUGAAGGCCACAAUGCCAAUAUGGGUGGUGCUAUUGUCACGCAUAAUCAUGAAAGAAAAGCAAACCACAAAGGUCUACAUGUCACUGAUUCCGAUCAUAUCUGGAGUCUUCCUGGCCACCGUAACGGAACUCUCCUUCGACGUGUGGGGUCUUGUCAGCGCUCUGGCAGCCACGCUUUGCUUCUCCCUGCAGAACAUCUUCUCCAAGAAGGUGCUGAGAGACACCCGAAUGCACCAUCUCCGACUCCUCUACAUCCUUGGUCGUUAUGCUGUCAUCUUCAUGGUCCCAACCUGGGUCCUCGUCGAUGUCUCUGCCUUUUUUGUGGACAGCUCCAUAACGGUGGGCUCGCACUGGUACUGGACCAUCGUGCUGCUGCUCAUCAGCGGCUUCUGCAACUUUGCCCAGAACAUGGUGGCCUUCAGCAUCCUCAACCUGAUCAGCCCGCUCAGCUACUCCGUGGCCAACGCCACCAAGCGCAUCAUGGUCAUCACCGUAUCGCUGAUCAUGCUGCGAAACCCCGUCACCUCCACCAACGUCAUCGGGAUGCUGGCUGCCAUCGUCGGGGUCUUUGCUUACAACAAGGCCAAGUAUGACGCUAACCAAGAAGCCAAGAGGAAAUUGCUCCCAGUCUCGUCAGAGGACCUGGUGUCACUUGACCAGCACAAGGAACUGUUGUUGGAUCAGAAGGUGCAGUUGAACGGGACGGGUGUGUACGGGCAGCACGUUGAGUACCAGUACGGCAGGAGUGGGCUCUUGGUAGAGCAGCUGCAAUACAGCCGGCCGACCAGCGGAACCACAUACGUCUCUAACCGAUUUGACGUCUAGCACCCUCUCCCUCCAAGUGUUGGACUAUAUCUGUAACUUAUUACUGAGCACUGUUGAGAGCUUCCCGGUCGGUGGCUGACGGAUUUUAGUAAGAGAUGUUGGUCCAAGGCUGGGCAAUUUAUUUUAUUUUUAUUUUCUGCUGCCCACCGAAAUGCUACAACUUGGACUCAAUGGAGAUGCAUUUGUACGUCCCUUCUUUCUGUGUGUGUGUGUGCGUGUGUGUAUGUACACGUUUGUGUUUUUCUGUGUAAAAUGCAUCUUUUCCAAAAAUCCCAGUUCCCCACUUAAGGAUAUUUAGAGAGUUUCGUGAGGUGGGGGACGCAGUGGGAUAAUGAGGCAAUAGCUUUGUCGGGUGGGGACACAGUGUGGAGGCAAUGAAGAGGUCAGGAUUGGCAUACAAGCUUUUAGCCAAUAUUACCCUUCAUCCCCACCUCCUUCCUUGUGUCCAGCUUGUGGUGGUUAUCUCAAUGUAAAGGAUCCAUACACUACACGAGCAAAGUAAACAGCGGUGUUUGGAAGGGAAUGUGCCAUAUCUUCAUCGCAGCGGUGCAAUUUCUUAAAUUUUUAGUGUUUUACUUGUUUAUAUAUUUUUUUAAAAGUAGAUCUAUUAUUUGAUCAGUGGUUUAAUGAAUUGAGAACUAUCGAGGUUAGCCCGGCUGACGUCUUACAAAACCACCUCCCCUCGCUGCCGUUCACUUUAGAAUCGAUGUGAUUCCGAUUAAAUACAGAUGUAAAUAACCUGGUUUAGGAGCCACAGGAACACCCUGCUUUAUACAGACUCCAGUCGGCAACUUGGGAGGGUUGAGCGAGCCACCGGUUACGAGCCCCGUUAGUAAUAUAUAGAACUGGAAAUGAUGAUUGUAAUAGAAAAUGUUAGUUGCGUAGCAGUGGGAUUCAAGAGCCUUGGUUGGUAGGACGUCACAUAAGACAUCUAUCUUUCCUCUGUCCUCUUAUCACUCUUUCUCUCACUCACACACACACACACACACACAUUCUCUUGCACACUCACUCAUCAGUGAAUGGGUUGGCCUCUAGUCUCGCAUGCAAACACUCAACAUCGUCAUAUAAUCUUGCAUUUGAUGCCAGGAGAAAGUCUAUUCUUGUGUUCCCAUAAAGGCUUCUGGCUCUUUGGCACA